UGUAUUUCAGUUCAUCGCUUUGGAUCAUAUAGUUUACUUGUGUUUCUAAGAUUCUAUCGACUUGAAAAAGAUCAGAAUUAAAAAAAGUGGCGGGAGCUCGUUAUUUAAAGAAGAUUUUUUUCUAUCAUAAAUAUUAUCAACAAUGAAGGAAGCUAAUGUGAAUCGUGCGAUCAUAUUCGCUAGUUUGGUUGGUAUAUUGGUAUCCACUUACGCCAUGUACGUGGAGCUGGUGGCAGAUUUGAAGCCAGGAUACAAAGCUUUGUGCGACAUAUCUGAACACGCUAGUUGUUCCAAAGUAUUAACAUCCAAGUACGCCAAGGGUCUGGGCCUCGUGUCGCAGGACUCACUGUUCAAAGUGCCUAAUUGUGUAUAUGGGAUUAUCUUCUUUUGUAUUAUAAUUUUUUUGAGUACAUUCAACAAGAUUUCUGUUGUAAGACUCCUACUGUGUCUAUCUGCGGUCUCGCUGCUAACUUGCGUCUAUUUAGCUUACCUUUUGAUUUUCGUAUUGCGUGAUUUCUGCAUUGUUUGUGUUUCCACUUACUUUAUCAAUGCUGCAAUCGCAUUUUUUCUGAACAAAAAACACGCUUUAUUGUGCGCUAAAAAAAGUAUUUAAACUUGUUGAUUGAUUUUAUUAAUGCAUGUACUAUUCUGAAUGGUCUCAGAAACAUUCCCGUGUAUUUAGAAUAUACUUGUAACGCCAUCUACACUAAUUCAUACAAAUACUCAUUUUGUAACAGUGACAUCUUCUGAUAAUACUUAACAUUGUUCAAUACCUCCAUUACGCAAAAGAUGGCGCUGGCCGUAUAUAAACAAUUUUAACACAAAUUAUUACCCUUAAAAAUUAUUUAAUUUUGUUAAAAGUUGUGUUACAAGUUGAGUAUUCGUUAAAAACAGUAAUAUAAAAUAUAUUAUA
Molecule: messenger RNA, 913 nt
Organism: Danaus plexippus (monarch butterfly)
Lineage: Eukaryota; Metazoa; Arthropoda; Insecta; Lepidoptera; Nymphalidae
Gene: Vkor
Product: vitamin K epoxide reductase complex subunit 1-like protein 1
Exons: 4
Coding region: 143-613 (156 amino acids)
Biological process (GO): vitamin K metabolic process; peptidyl-glutamic acid carboxylation
Molecular function (GO): vitamin-K-epoxide reductase (warfarin-sensitive) activity
Source: RefSeq, a predicted model, not a curated record